CUUUAUCUUUUUCUUUUUUUCUUCUUUGCGCCCUUUGGUCUUAGCAGUGAGCGACUUUGGAGCUUUGCGCUCACUUUUGCUGGCGAAAAGCUCUAUUUGAUACCCUUAAUCUGCAGUAUCUUGCGUCCUCGUCUCUUACAGCUUCCCCGCCAUGUCAGCCGAGAAUGAAAAGACCUCGGCGGUCGCCGACGUGCAGCCUCAGCCUCAGCCCCAGAUCCAGGGCGAGAAGAACGAGCAGGUGCAUACCGUGACGGAAUCGCCCGAUAAUGUCAGCCAGGCGCAAGAGCAGCAGCAGCAGCAGCCGGCACAGAGUCGCGCGGCGAGGCUGUUCGCCUAUAUGAAGACCCGCGAUUUCUGGAUCGUCCUGAUCUUGGGUCAAAUCAUUGCGCUGGCCGAUAUCAGUUCCUCCACCUUCUCUUCCCUCUUGUCCAACGCGGGAAACAGUAUCCCGGCCUUUCAAACCCUGUGGAACUACAUCCUGCUCAAUCUGGUCUACACGAGCAUCACCAUCUACAAGUACGGCUUCAAGAAGUGGUUCCGGAUGCUGUACCGGGACUGCUGGAAGUAUUUCAUCCUGUCCUUUCUCGAUGUCGAGGGCAACUACUUCAUGGUGCUGGCCUACCGCUACACCUCGCUGCUGAGCGCCGAACUCUUCAGUUUCUGGACCAUCAUCUGCGUCGCCAUCAUCUCUUUCGUCUUCCUACGCGUCCGCUACCACAUCACCCAAUACAUUGGCAUCUUCCUCGCAUGCGGUGGACUGGGCAUGCUGAUCGCCUCGGAUUACCUGCGCGGUGCCAACUACCCCGCCGAGGACCAGGUGAAGGGUGAUCUGUUUGCGCUCCUGGCCUGCACCAUCUACGCCUUCAGCAACCUGUUCGAGGAGUUCAUGGUGUCGAAGCGCCCGAUGUAUGAGGUCAUCGGCCAGAUGGGUUUCUGGGGCAUGUUCAUCAACGGCGUGCAGUGCGCCAUCUUCGACCGGGGCUCCUUCCACGGCGCCACCUGGAACAACAAGGUCGGUGGCUACAUCGCCGGGUACACCAUCGUGCUGUUCAUCUUCUACACGCUGGCUCCCAUCAUGCUGCGGGUGUCGUCGGCCAUGUUCUUCAACAUCUCGCUGCUGACGAUGAACUUCUGGGGCUUGAUCAUCGGUAUCCAGGUGUUCCAUUACUCGGUGCAGUUCCUGUAUCCGAUUGCCUUUGUGCUGAUUGUGAUUGGGCUGCUGGUGUACUUUGUCAUGGAGGGCGAGAUGGGCGAGGCCGCCAAGCCAUGGCUGGGUGCUAACCAGGAGGCCGGUGUCGAUGGCGUGGGUACUGGUCGUCGGGCGCAACAAACGGGACAUGCGAUUGUCUAGAGGGUGUGGUGGAUAUGAUAUGAUAUGAAGCAAUAUGGGCAUGAGAGUAAUGUGUACGAGGACAAAAGUUAUUCCUUUAUCUUAGAUCUUAAUAUAUAUUAGACCGGCUGCAGUGCAAGACUGGUGGA
Molecule: messenger RNA, 1479 nt
Organism: Aspergillus sclerotioniger CBS 115572
Lineage: Eukaryota; Fungi; Ascomycota; Eurotiomycetes; Eurotiales; Aspergillaceae
Product: DUF914-domain-containing protein
Exons: 2
Coding region: 152-1351 (399 amino acids)
Biological process (GO): transmembrane transport
Cellular component (GO): membrane
Molecular function (GO): transmembrane transporter activity
Source: RefSeq, a predicted model, not a curated record